AUGGAGGGCCCUCUUCCUUCACUGCUGUUGCUGCCUCCCCCACCGCAGCCAGCCGACCACGCCGCCCUCAGCGCGGCGUACCGGCCGUCCCUGAAAUCCGUCGUUUCUAGUCUCAAGGAGUCUGGCGGCCCUAACGGCGCUGUUCUCGUCAUUGCUCUCGCUUCGCCUGUUCUCAAGGGCCCCUAUCGGCGGCAUAAAGCAUUGUCGUGGCCGGAUGCACAAGCCCUCCUGGCCGGCAUCUACAGCGUCAUCUCUGUCGUCUGCUCGCAGCUCCAGGUCGGAACCGUAGUCAAUGGAGGGCCGGGCUCGGUAGAUACGCGGGUCAUCCUCAUCGACCACGACGUUACCAAGAAGCUGCCGGUUGAUUACAAGCCUGCCGUGGAGCCCAACAACACGGCUGUCGUCGACAUUGGGACCUUCGUCUCGGCUUACCACCCGUGGAGCCACGUAUUCAGCGUCGAUACCGAGGCUGGCCACCAGCUUCUUUCUACCUACCUCAGCCUGGUCGAGGGUACCCAGACCUUCAGACAGGAGCAGCUUAUCACGGUGGAAGGCGGCUUGACCAUGCAUUCGGGCACUUCCGGCGCAACCGAGGUGACAAGUUCGCUCUACGAUGUGGUGUGUCUUGGGGGCACAUUUGAUCACCUUCAUCCAGGCCACAAGCUGCUCCUUACCGCCGCCAUACUGCUGCUGAAGGUCCCGACAGACGGGUCCAGCAAGCCCUGCCAGUUCGUCAUUGGUAUUACUGGAGAUGAGCUGCUCAAGAACAAGAAGUACGCCGAGUUCGUCCAAUCCUGGGAUGAUCGUGCCUUGUACGUCAUCGAGUUCUUGUCUUCCAUGCUGCAACUACACAGAGGCGGCUGGAAGGACGGCCGAGGCCCGAAGAUUGAGAGGAAGGACCAGCAAAUCACUGCACUUUUUAGGGACGAUACCAUCUCUAUCCAAUGCGUCUGCAUACAGGAUGCAUACGGUCCCACCAUCACGACCGAGGCCAUGGACGCCUUGGUCGUUUCUGGUGAAACUCGGUCGGGAGGCGCAGCCGUGAACGACAAGCGAAAGGCUCUCGGCUGGCAUCCCAUGGAGGUCUUUGAGGUCGAUGUUCUAGAUGCCCACGACAUCGCCGACGAACCAAACAAGACGGGCAACUUCGCGACCAAGAUUAGCAGCACGGCUAUCAGGAAACAGAAAGCUGAAUCACGUAUAUAG
This is a messenger RNA of Neoarthrinium moseri, 1206 nucleotides long. RefSeq lists its product as uncharacterized. Bases 1 to 1206 code for a protein of 401 amino acids. NCBI's taxonomy places the organism in Eukaryota, Fungi, Ascomycota, Sordariomycetes, Amphisphaeriales, Apiosporaceae. The record is from RefSeq and is a predicted model, not a curated record. Gene Ontology annotation, biological process: coenzyme A biosynthetic process. Gene Ontology annotation, molecular function: dephospho-CoA kinase activity. The transcript has a single exon.